Messenger RNA from Aureobasidium pullulans EXF-150, 2423 nucleotides. RefSeq lists its product as uncharacterized. Lineage: Eukaryota; Fungi; Ascomycota; Dothideomycetes; Dothideales; Saccotheciaceae. The coding region runs from base 109 to 2154 and encodes 681 amino acids. The transcript is spliced from 2 exons. The record is from RefSeq and is a predicted model, not a curated record.
UGCUUCCUGUUCCGCUAUUCUGCAUGGCCGGCGUCAGCGAGUGACAAGUUCCGCAGUUGCAGCUGCAUAUGCAUGACUCCGAUGUAUUCCCACGCAAACAAAUCAACAAUGCGUCUACAAACACUCGACAACAAACCUCUACCGGCACCGCCGUCGCCUACUCUCACCAACCCGGACAUGGUGCUACCGAACGCCUUCGUGCUGGAUGUCCACGAGGCCCAACGACCACCAUCACCUUCAUACCUCCAGGCCCAAGCGACAAAGAAACUCGGCAACAAGCGAAAGUCCCGACCCAACCUUCGCGCUCCCUCUCAAUCACCUGCGCAUGCUUAUGCUUCGUCGCCUACCCUCAAUGUUGAAAGCCCAGCAUGGGACGACCGAAGAUUGAGUUAUGCUGCCAGCAGUAUCCUUACCGAGGACCUGGAGAACAUGCAGAUUCCCAGGUUCGAGUCGAGUCUGGACUCUGAUACCGAGACGCUGGAUGAGGACGACUUUGACAUUGACACGCCUAGCGAAUUGUCCUAUGGCGAUGUCUUGAAGUCCGAGCAGUCCAACGUGACCCUCAUGCGCGCAGAACUCAUUCUUGCCAAUGCAAAGAAGCGACUGAAUCUCAUGGACCAGAACCUACGGGGCGCUCGCGAAAUCGUCACACCCUUGACUGCUGCCAAUCUCAAGCGUGCCACAUCUCUCACCACAGGACCCGUCCGCAAUACAUCCUUCUCUCGCCCUCGCUACCUACCGCACAACCAGCACACGUCAAACACGCAGCACAUGCGUGUGCUCAGCGACUCCGAAAUCCAGCCCGAUGAACGUCGCUACAUGUCCUUGAACGUCAACUCGACUCCCUCAUGGACAUCGAACCCAGUCCGCACAACUCGCAGCUCUGAGUUGCUACGACAUCCCCGCAGCCCAUUGAGUCCCGAUCCUCAACUAGACACUGUCUCCGAAGAGCAGAGUGUACGAAAUCAGACGUCGGCGCAUAACUUGCGUGAGCAGAUGAUGCAAUUGAGAGGCAGAAUAUCUACUUUGAAAGAGAGAGCACAAGAGGAGAACUUGAGGAGAAGAAGCACAAAUAACCUUCGAGAGACUUGCCCCUUGAACGAUGCCGAUACUGUGUCUGGAGCUUCAGGUUCGCCUAGACCUAGACUUGCUCGCAUCACGAGGGCAAGCAAGGUGCCAGGCGCCUGGGUCUCUGCUGAGACAAUCGACGACCACGACGAUGAAGAUGGAGAGGAACAUUUUGAGGAAGAGGAGGAUGAUGACGACAACUACACCCUGCCCAAUUCUGGUUCGGGAAGCACAGAUCGCACCUCUACGCCUACUACUGCGACGACUCAGCAUUCAAACCCACGAAGCAUCUACGAAGAUGCUCCUGAAUCAUCUCCACAAGUAUCCGGUCCUCGUCACGAAGACCGCGAUGACGCCUUUGACUACUCCAAAUUCUUCUUGCACUCUGCAACAGGCAGUUUCGAGCCCAACACGCCUACCCGCCAUGCUCGUAGCACUUCUCUCAGUUCUUCCGACUCUUGCUUGACCGCUCGUGCUUACCCUGUCAACUCUGGCCAUGUUACGAGUGGAGCUGAAGAGGAAGAAGAGUUACAACCACCUCCUACACCAGAGACUCCAGAAGCUCUCCGACACAUUGAAGAAGUCAAGCUACCCGCGCGCAUGCAGCAUCGCCGAGGCCUGUCAGCAGAAUCUCUCGCCACCAUUGCGACAUUCGAGACAGCAGAAGAAGGACAUCAAGCUUCUAUUGCUCAAUGGCUGAGCAGAAGCACUUCAGCCUCUUCAAUCCACAACCCUGCCUCUCCUCCAAAGCCAUCCAGAUCUCAUCCAUCCACUCAAACCGGCCUUCCUAGCCCUUCUAUCCCACCAACUUACACACCAGCUUCAACACAACAAGGACAGCAAUACAUAUCUAUCUCUCCAUCUGCUACCACAAUGGCCGUCUCUGCUCUUUUGGACCCUACUAAAGGCAAAGGUCUUGGCAGCAAAGAUGAAGCUCUAGUCUACACUCUGGUAGAGAGCUUGAGAGAAUUCGUCGGAGAAUUGCAGUCAGGUGCCGGAGGUGAGGAAAGAAGAAGAUCGUUGAGAAGACGACUCGAUGAAGCGAGGAGAGUGCUUGAAGGUGAAGAUAUCGAGAGGUAUGAUUGAUACUAAAUUCUCCACUUCCUUGGAGCACACUUUGAUAUUUGUUUUGUUUCGAAUUUUCCUGCUUGGCCUUUUUUGUUGGCAAGUAUUCUUGUUUUUGUCUUUCUCUAUCGACAUACUUUUCUUUUCUAUAUAUUCUAGAUACCCUGUUUCAUAUUACUCUUCUUUCGCUGUACAUUAAUGCCGUCCUCUCAGCUGAUCGAGAUACUCCUUGUCCAGUGUCUGUCAAGAUACAAGAUGUUUUUACAUAUUGGUUGAAAUAUCCCACGAGA